Molecule: messenger RNA, 1400 nt
Organism: Trematosphaeria pertusa
Lineage: Eukaryota; Fungi; Ascomycota; Dothideomycetes; Pleosporales; Trematosphaeriaceae
Product: RNA exonuclease 4
Exons: 1
Coding region: 97-1155 (352 amino acids)
Biological process (GO): rRNA processing; ribosomal large subunit assembly
Cellular component (GO): nucleus
Molecular function (GO): 3'-5' exonuclease activity; nucleic acid binding
Source: RefSeq, a predicted model, not a curated record
AAGCGGUGCAGGCGGUGGAGACGUCAAACGCAGCAUUCGCACCACGCCCGAUGAACGGAGGGUCAUACACCGCUAUGCCACUCAGGUGACAACGAAAUGGCGCCAGUCGAGCUCAGCAAUCUGUCCAGCAAUUGGAAGAAGCUGCAGCAGACUCUUCAGGCUUCAAAACCCAUCGCAUCCCCGAAGGCUUCGCAACCGGAGAAGCAGAACUCACUGAAGCGAAAAAGGCCUGUUAAGGUCGACGGAGAGCAUGCUUCGAAGUCUCUGAACCAGUCAGGGAAGAACAUACCAUAUAGGCAACCAUCAUCGCGGAAGAGGCAAAAAAUGGAGGAACCAGCUUCAAUCGGAGCCUCGAUCAAGCACCAUGGCCAGAAGACGCUCUCCCGGAGCGUUUCGAUGCCCUCGCUCAAGCAGGCACCACUUCUAUCCUCUUCCAAGAAGGCUGCCGAAUCCAUCUCCGUCCUGACGCCCUCCGCCGACUUCCCCGACAUCGAGAACGGCGGAAUCUCCGACACCGCACUGCCAGGAAAAUACAUAGCACUAGACUGCGAAAUGGUGGGGACGGGGCCAAUGCCUGACAGGGACUCUGCACUGGCACGAGUCUCCGUGGUGAACUACAAGGGCCACCAAGUCUACGAUUCCUACGUGCAGGUCAAAGUCCCAGUGACAGACUACCGCACCGCCGUAUCUGGCAUCGAACCGAAGCACCUCCGAAGAGACGUCGCACGCCCCUUCAAAGAAGUCCACAACGACUUGAAGAUCCUUCUCGAAGGACGCAUACUCGUCGGUCACGCUGUGAAGAACGAUCUCGACGUGCUAGUGCUCAAGCACGACAAGCGAUAUAUAAGGGACACGUCGAAGUACUCCAAGUUCAGAGAGUUGGCGUCAAUACCCGGCCGCACGCCGAGCUUGAAGCAUUUGGCGGAGAGGCUGCUAGGUGUGGAUAUCCAGGUUGGGGCGCAUAGCUCGGUGGAAGAUGCUAGGGCGACUAUGGCGCUGUUUCGGCUGGAGAAGGAGGGGUUUGAUGCGGAGGUUAUUAAAAGGUAUGGACAUAUUAGGGUGGAUGCGCCCGCUGCCGAGGUGGAUGUUGGAGGCGGGGAGCAGGUGAAGAGGAAGAACAGGAACAGGAAGAAGAAGAAAAAGAAGAAGCAUUGAGAGGGCAGGUCUCUGGGUGGUGUGCUUGGUUUGAGGCUCGGCCGCGCAAUUCCUUUUUGGCGUAUGAUACAGAUACCCUGUUGAAAAGUUUUGGAGCACCACCGUCUGUGAACGAUGCUGAUUGAGGUCAAUAAUGCUAGGUGAACUGAGGCAGACAGCGUUUUUGCUGUUCAUUGUAGGCACCGGCAUACCCUUCUUCAAAUCAUUCGAAUACAAAGUAGAUUUUAUUACAGUCUAUUCCUCCG